CACAAUGUGACAUUGCCAGCGUACAGGCUACUAUAGUAUAGAUCAGUUCUUUAAGACCCUCAUUACAGCUGUAUACUAACUAAUAACCAAGCAAAGCUACCGUUGUGUUGAAAUAAAGGCAUUCUGGGCAUCAAAUAAAAAAGCCUUAAGCACUUUCAGCAAGCUUUGUGAUGCCAAAAUCCAGCAUUUAUGACUUCUAUUGGUCUUGUUUUCAGUUCAAAAUGGAUCUAUUCUAACUUGGUGCUUUUUGAAGAUUUAUCAUUUGUGUUGCAUUUAUCCUUUUUAAGCCACAGGGGUAGAAGGCACUAUGAGAUAUUGAUACAGAGCGUCAGAAUGAAGUUAUCUUCUGUCACAUGUUAGCUGGAGGCUAAAAGAUGCUCUGAUGUGAUGCAGUCUGAUGUCUCGGUACUGCACAGUGCACAGCAUCAUGUCUAGCAGCUACUGUUCACAACUACUGAAAGCAAUGUAAUGCUAUUUGCUCAACCAGUUCAUCUUUUUAACAGAAAGGCAUUUAAUACCAAGUCCCACGCAAAUACAUUUGCCGUGGCAAGUACUGCUAUCCAUACUUCCUCUUACAUCACUGAUUAGCUCAAAUAUUGUCUUGUAUUAAAGGAAGGGAGUUAAAGUUAAAUUAACAUUUAAUUUGAUUAAAUUCUAGCAAAUCUUGGGUUAACUGUUACUGGUUAAUUAUUUCAUAUGUACAGUUGUGCUGUAAUUUUUUUAAACGGUUUUACUGAGUACCACUUAAUGUAGCUGUGUACCACCUUUGGUAAUCGUGCCACACUGAGAAUCACUGCUGCAGUGCUGAGAAGGAACUCAUUUGAUCAUUGGCUUUCUCUGAAGUUGAGAUUUUGAGCCACCGAAGUAUAUAUAAAUGAAGUUAUCAAUGGAUUAUAGUACAUGUUAAUUAAUUGUGACAAUAAUACUGAUCCAAUCACAAAAUGGGAUGUUUGGAUGAGUUUGGUGUGGGAGAAGCCCAUCAACUACCUUAAAAACCCUUAUGUUCCAAUACUUUAGUCAAUAUAGUGCAUUAAAAGUUCAAAACUGUAACUGAUUUGUUUUUAGUUCCAGGGCUUCAUCUACAGUGCAAAACCUAAAGCACUGAAGCUCAUGCUAACAACAUGAGGUGGCCAUCACCAAGGGUAAGAGAUGCAAGGUCGCCAUGGUGACACCAGGAAAGCUGUUAUCAGUCAACACACAUACUGUAUGUUAUUAUUUUGUUAGUGUGCACUGUUUUGUGAUCCCGCCCCCUCCCUCCCUUUGAGUGACUUGUGCAGGGGCAGUAGGAGCGCCGUCUGGUGUCAGGCGGGUGCAUGAGUGGAUUUAUGGGCCGCAGCUGUUGAGCGGCUGUCAGACGUGUGCAAGCCAGGAUCUCCUCCGCUGCUUCUGCUGCUGCUGCUUUUGGUCCACACACUGUCGUGUAGAAAGGAGGGCGACUGAGCAAAGUCGCAGAUGGCGGGUGAGCAGUACAUCAGAACCACCACAGAGGGCAGCAGCGUGCUAAGGCCUGUGCCUGAGCACGUCUACAAGAUCGGCAUCUAUGGCUGGAGGAAGCGCUGCCUUUACCUCUUUGUGCUGCUGCUGCUCAUCAUCCUGGUCAUUAACCUGGCUCUCACCAUCUGGAUCUUCAGGGUCAUGUGGUUCAAUUCGGAAGGGAUGGGCCUCCUGCAGGUCCACUCUGACGGCGUCAAGCUGGAGGACGGCGAAUCAGAGUUCCUGCUGCCACUCUACGCUCAGGAGAUCCACUCAAGAGAAGAAUUACCACUUCUUGUACACUCGGAAACGGAAAAUGUUUUCCUCAACGCCCGAGACGAAAACGGCAACGUGACAGGGAGGAUGUCUGUUGGUCCAAGACAGGCUGAGGGACACACUACCAACGUGGUCCUCAGCGCCCACAAUGACAACAUGCUGUUCAGUGCAGACGGCAAACAGACUGUGAUUGGACCUGACAAACUGCGCAUCACAGGUCCUGAAGGAGCUUUGUUCCAACAUUCAGUGGAAGUUCCUCUUCUCAAGUCUGAGUUAUUGAAAGACCUGAGGUUGGAGUCUCCCACUCGCACGCUCAGUAUGGACGCUCCAAAGGGAGUUCAUCUGAAAGCCUUGGCGGGAAACAUCGAAGCUGCGUCCAACAUGGACGUUGUCCUGCAGUCCAGUGUCGGACUGUUGGUGUUGGACGCGGAGACGGUGCGCAUGCCCAGCCUGCCCCAAAGCCAAGGAGGCGUUUCAGGCAACGCUCAGGGUCUUUAUGAAGUUUGCGUCUGUCCCAGCGGAAAACUCUUCCUGUCCAAGGCGGGCGUCACGUCCACUUGCAGCGACAACCAGGAUUGCUAAGAUUUGUUCGGUGGUCUUUUGUUUUGUUUUUGAACUUCGUAUGCGUGAUUGGACCUCCCACCAGCAGGGGGAGUGCUUGCUGGAGGACCUCCUUCCACACUGGUGAUGUCAUGGCUGGGCAAUGAGGAGCUGCUUUAACAGCUUACAUCCUAUGCAAUAUAGUCUUGUGGUGCAAUACAUGAAUAUAUACUGUAAGUAGUCGUGAUUUAUCAUGUGUAGCAUGUUUCACUUGGAAAUGAGAAUAAUUGUUUAUAUAAAUUGUGUAAAAGCUCACGAGGCACACCUGCAACAUACAAUUAGAUCAAAAAGCACUAAUAAAUUGACCCAAGUAUGUGAUGACCCUUCUUUUUUAGACUUUUUCUUCAGGGAAAUAACUUGCAUAUUCGUGUCAAUACAGUAAUAAGUAUUAAACAUUAUUCUUUUUUCAACAAGGCACAUUUUUACCAUGUAAUGGAUCAGUUAUGGUGCAGGUGUACCUCAUGUUGUGGCCAGUGGGAAGCACACUUGAAAUUAUUGGGCUCUCACUUUGUUGUUACGGUAUUUUAUUGAUCUACUUUUAGGCUGUUGUGCAUCAUACUGUAAUUAUUGAUUAUUUGCUGGUUCAAUAAAGUAUGUGCUAUUCUUCUA
This is a messenger RNA of Nerophis lumbriciformis (worm pipefish), 2958 nucleotides long. RefSeq names its product sarcoglycan, gamma (gene sgcg). Gene Ontology annotation, biological process: cardiac muscle tissue development; heart contraction. Lineage: Eukaryota; Metazoa; Chordata; Actinopteri; Syngnathiformes; Syngnathidae. Gene Ontology annotation, cellular component: sarcolemma; sarcoglycan complex. The record is from RefSeq and is a predicted model, not a curated record.